AUGAACAAAGACGACGUCCCCAAGGUAUCAUUCAUUACCGACUUUGGUGUCUUCUGUUAUUUGGUUAUGGCAUUUGGACUUAAGAAUGCAGGGGCUACAUACCAACGCCUAGCAAACAAGAUGUUCAAACAUCUGAUAGGUAAAACUAUGGAAGUAUACAUUGAUGAUAUGCUGGUGAAGAGCUUAAAUAAAGCAGAUCACCUUGAACAUUUGAAAGAAGCUUUUGAAGUCCUGAGGGCGCAUAAGAUGAUGUUAAACCCGACCAAGUGUGCCUUUGGGGUUGGAUCCGGGAAGUUUCUUGGUAUAAUGGUCUCUAAACGUGGUAUUGAGGCCAACCCUGACAAAAUAAAAGCUAUCCUCGACAUGGAACCUCCCAAGAGUGUAAGGGAUGUACAGAAGUUAACAGGAAGGAUUGCGGCCCUGGGAAGAUUUGUAUCCAAGUCGGGAGACAAAUGCUUACCUUUCUUCAAAGCCUUGAAAAAGGUUAAGAAUUUCGAAUGGACAGAAGAAAGCCAAGUAGCUUUUGAGGAACUAAAGAAGUACAUGGCAGAGCCACCUCUUCUAUCAAAACCCAUUGAUGGUGAGACCCUGUAUGUAUACCUAGUUGUUUCAGAACAAGCAUUGAGUGCUGUAUUAGUUCGAGAGGAGUUGAAGGUUCAGAAACCGGUGUACUAUGUGAGCAAGGUUUUGCAUGGAGCGGAACUCAAUUACUCGAUGAUCGAAAAGUUCGCUUUGGCCAUGAUUACGGCCUCAAGAAAGUUAAGACCAUACUUUCAAUCCCAUAAAAUAGAAGUCUUGACAGACCAACCUCUUCGAAACGUUAUACAUAGCCCGAAGGCUAGCGGAAGAUUAAUUAAGUGGGCAAUUAAGGCACAGGCUUUAGCUGACUUCCUCGUUGAAUGUACCAUUAACAACGAGGGAGUCGGGGGGCAGGAAGACAAGGUAGAAGAGCCCACCAAGGAACCUAAAGAAUACCGGUUGCUAUUUUUUGACGGAGCUUCAAAAACAAAAGGUAGUGGUGCAGGAUUGGUGCUCCAGAGCCCUGAUGGCUUUACGGUGGAAUAUGCUAUUAAACUAGAUUUCCCAACCACUAAUAAUGAAGCCGAGUACGAGGCACUGAUAGCUGGGCUUGGUUUGGCUAGAACCUUGAGGGUAAAGAACUUGAAAGUCUGUGGCGACUCAAAACUCGUAGUUUUCCAAGUGAAUGGUGAGUUUGAAGCUCGUGAGGAAGCUAUGUCAAAGUAUCUAAGGAUUGUGAAGACCCAGAUGGCACAAUUUGAAGAAUGCCUAGUAGAGUAUGUACCAAGGGAGGAAAACACUAAGGCUGAUGCCUUGUCGCAGUUCGCAUCCUCUGAUGACGAGUUAUGUUCAGGAAGCGUUUAUUAUCAGGUUUUGAGAACCCCGAGCAUCGAAGCAAAAUUAGUGGCUCCCAUUGAUACAGGGGCAACCUGGAAGGAUGAGAUUAAGUUAUAUCUGGAAAAGGGACACUUACCGCCGAAUGCUGAUGAAGCACGAAAGCUGCAAGUAAGGUCCCUCAAGUAUGUACUCAUUGAGGGGAUCCUGUAUAGGAAAUCGUUCGUUAUUCCUUAUUUGAGAUGUUUAAGGCCAGAUGAGGCUAGGGAAGCCCUCAGAGAAGUUCAUGAAGGCGUGUGUGGCCAGCACCUUGGGGGAAGGGCGUUAGCUCACAAAGUCACCCGUCUAGGAUUUUAUUGGCCUGAUAUGCUAAAGCAUGCCCAAGAAUAUGUGAAGAGGUGCGAUCGAUGUCAAAGGUUCGCACCGAUAGUGCGAUAG
Daucus carota subsp. sativus is the source of this 1791-nucleotide messenger RNA. RefSeq lists its product as uncharacterized. The record is from RefSeq and is a predicted model, not a curated record. The transcript has a single exon. Gene Ontology annotation, molecular function: nucleic acid binding; RNA-DNA hybrid ribonuclease activity. Lineage: Eukaryota; Viridiplantae; Streptophyta; Magnoliopsida; Apiales; Apiaceae. The coding region runs from base 1 to 1791 and encodes 596 amino acids.